AUGAAUCCCGAACACGAUUUACUCUCGCCCAAAGGUGGCGAUGCUCAGAAUGCCGACGGUGCAGGCGCUACCGGCGAGGGCAAAGUGCAGAAACCGACAGAAUUGUCCACGUCGCGCCGGUCGAUCGGCCGCGGUGGAUUCGGCUCUGUCACAGUGAUGCCCUGUGGUACACGCAUUGUCAAGACGGCUCGCGAGGGGGGAUCGCCGCAUAAUCACAAGUUCAGCAUGCGGACGAUUCUACGCGAGGCUUCGGUGUACUUGUACUUGCCGCCGCAUGAGCGUCUCUUACCGUUUUACGGCAGCACGGCCACGCCGGAGUCAGUGUCCAUCACGCUCGGUUACUGCAAAAAAGGAAACCUGUACGACCACCUCGAAAAGAACCCCGAUACGAAGCUGAUGUGGCGCAUGCUCUGGUGCGUGGACGCCACCCAAGGCCUUGCCCACCUCCACCGCCACGGUGUCCUUCACUGUGACCUGCGCCCGGACAAUCUACUGAUCGGCGACGACGACCGCCUGCGCAUCAUCGACUUUGGCGGCAGCUCCAUUGACGGCGAGACCAACCUGGCCGCCGAGGCCGAGGGCUACUUCUUGCCACGGCCCGCGCCCUGGCCGUGCACCCCCGACACCGACCGCUUUGCUCUGGGCAGCACCUUCUACCACAUCCUGACGGGCCAUCGGCCGCACCAGGACCGCGCGCCUCAGGACGACAUCACGGCCUCGUUUGAGCGCGGCGAGUAUCCGGCCGACGCCGACGACUUGCUGAUUCGUGACAUCAUCUACAAGUGCUGGAAGUGCGAGUACAAGCACACUGUGGACGUGUUUUACGAGCUGGUCCCUUUUAUGGACCAAUUUCGUGAUGAGGCGAUAAAAGAUGCUGCAGAAAAGGAGGCUGCAUAA
Sporothrix brasiliensis 5110 is the source of this 897-nucleotide messenger RNA. RefSeq lists its product as uncharacterized. Gene Ontology annotation, molecular function: protein kinase activity; ATP binding. The transcript has 2 exons. The record is from RefSeq and is a predicted model, not a curated record. Lineage: Eukaryota; Fungi; Ascomycota; Sordariomycetes; Ophiostomatales; Ophiostomataceae. Gene Ontology annotation, biological process: protein phosphorylation; signal transduction. Gene Ontology annotation, cellular component: cytoplasm. Bases 1 to 897 code for a protein of 298 amino acids.